UGGGCGCGAGGACGCUGCGGGAGCGCGCACGCUGACAUUCCGAGUGACUGAGUGGCUGGAAGGGCUUAGACGGACCGAGAGCGGGAGACGAUGCAGAUCACGCUGAAGACCCUCCAGCAGCAAACCUUCCGCAUAGACAUCGACUCCGAGCAGACGGUAAAGGCACUGAAGGAAAAGAUUGAAGCUGAGAAGGGAAGUGAUGCUUUUCCAGCUGCUGGGCAAAAGCUAAUAUAUGCAGGUAAAAUCCUCAACGAUGACACGCAACUUAAAGAUUACAAAAUUGAUGAGAAGAACUUUGUAGUGGUUAUGGUAACAAAGCCAAAAGCAGCUCCUGCGCCUGCACAACAAACAACACAGCCUGCUCCAGUGCCUGCUUCAGCGAGUACCACAGCAGCUGCGUCCACCUCAACUGCGACUCCAGCUUCAACUGUGACUCCAGCUUCAACUGCAGUUCCAAGCUUAAUUGCAGAUUCAAUUUCACCUUCAAGUCAAACUUCCACCUCUAACCCUACUCCAACCUCAGGUGCCACUUCCCUUGCCCCUGCCUCACCACCAGCUAUAGUUCCAACAUCAGAUUCUUCUAGUACAGUCACAGAGGAAAAGCCAAAGGAAGAAGAAACUAAAGAAGAAACCAGUGCCGUUUCUGAAGCACUUAACCCAAGAUCUGUGGCUGAAGAAAUUGACUUGAAUCUGGUGGAAACAGCCUCCUCUACAUUAGUUACAGGACAGGCUUAUGAAAACUUGGUGGCUGAGAUCAUGUCAAUGGGUUACGAACGGGAGCAGGUUCUUGCAGCACUACGGGCAAGCUUCAAUAACCCAGACAGAGCUGUGGAAUAUCUUCUGACGGGAAUCCCGGCAGAACCGGAAGUUCCAGAAGAGCCACAACCUCGAGUCACAACACAACCGCCAUCACAGCCGGCAUCACAGUCUGCACCAAGCAGUAACCCACUGGAAUUUCUGCGAACUCAACCCCAGUUUCAGCAGAUGCGUCAGAUAAUACAACAGAACCCGGCACUACUUCCGGCCCUUCUCCAGCAGCUCGGUAGAGACAACCCAACACUGUUACAACAAAUAACUCAGCACCAGGAGCAAUUUGUUCAGAUGCUGAAUGAUCCUUUGGGAGAGGCUGGAAGUGAGGGGGCAGAAGGUCACGGGUCACCACACACUAACUACAUCCAGGUUACACCCCAGGAGAAGGAAGCAAUAGAAAGGUUAAAGGCGCUGGGUUUCCCUGAGGGCCUUGUCAUUCAGGCCUACUUCGCUUGUGAGAAGAAUGAAAACCUCGCCGCAAACUUCCUUCUCCAGCAGAAUUUUGAUGAUGAAUGAUUUUUUUUCUCCCUCCUCUUUCUCUCCUUACCUUUCCCACCACCACCCCAUUUCUCCUUCUCAUGCUUCUUUCCAGAAUCCAGCUCACUUUCUGUAUCUGCAGUGGGUGGUUUUUGGUGAGGCCAGGCCUAGUGUGUAUUACCUGGCCGUAUCAACAUUGUGAAGUGCAGCACUGGAAAGCACAUAUUUAAACAAAUCAGAUACAGUAUCCCUUUAGUCAGUCUAUACUCGGUGACUUUUGACAGCUCAUUAAGACUAGCCAGUGUUGGCGGGUUGUUUGGGGGGGGGGGGGGGUGCAGGGGCUGAUACGGCCUGUAUUCACAAAAGUUUAUGCAGUACAUGCGCCAAAAAGUCCCUAGCCCCUGAAUUUUAGAUAUAACACUUUUUUGCAUUUGUGCCUUUUGUGAAUAUGGGCCUGAACCUGUGUGGAAGAGACUGAAGGUCAAAGUGCUUCUGCAGCAUAAUGUUUCAAACUUGCCUACAAUCAGAAUUUUCAGUAGAUUUUUUUCCUUGUAUGUUUGUGUCGAGCGGGGCUGGUAUGGACAGAAAUAUACAAUCAUUAAGUAGUAGACAUGAGAUUGCCAUUCUGGAAUGAAGCUGGCCACUGUUGUGAUGCCUAAUAAGAUAUUGCCUGGUUUAUGUCUGCCAACUACUGGAAAUGCAAACAUACCCAUCGUAAGGCAGCAUUUUUAAAAAAAAAUAUUAAAAAUGCAAAAGUUUCCCACAUUUGAAAACUGCUGUAUUUAAAAAGCAACCUGUCUUGCAUUGCUGUUUAGAAAGUGUGUGUUGCGGUCUGUAUCUUUAUUAAAAAAAAAUGAAGCACGGUAUUAAACAGCAGCUUGCAAUCACUGCAAGAAUCCCUAGCUUGUCUGAGUAAGUAGCAACAGUUUAAGUUUUAGAGCUCACUCUCAUACUGCACAUAGCUGUUUCUUAAUGUUAAACUACUUUGUGGAAUUAAUAUUCUUAAUAGCACUAACUGGCCCCAGUUUAGUGAGUCAAAUAGAUAAUCUAAAGAUUUGACCAAGGGCAACACAUCAAAAUGAUUCCAUAGCAAUAGGCAUGGAAGGGCGAUCAGAACAACUUUGCAACAUUGAUGCACCCCACACACUAUUGAAUGCAGCAGAUUCAUGUUCAUUUAAAUUUGGUCGGGGUUGGGAUGUUAGGUGGUGAGGAAGAAAGAGCAUAGCUGUCUCCAGGACAGGUUAUAGAAAAUGAUUAUGUACCUGUCCUGAAUGCAGGAGUUGAGUAACACUUUUUGAGGUGCAUAUGUUGGUUGGUUAUUUUCAUGAUGUGCUGAAGCAUCUUUGUAAAUCACAAUGAAGUGUCAUUUCUGAAUGGAUAAGGAGGGGAUUAGUCAUAAGUUGAUCGAGGGGGUGAUUUUUUUCCUAGGGUCCCAGUGGUGCUUGUCAUGAUUUUUGCUUUGCUUCAGUUCUCUCAGAUGAGAGGUGACUAUUUAUAGUUAAAGGGCUGAAAUAAUUGUUCCAUCGCUGAUUCAAUGCCGAAAGGCAUUAUCAGGAAAAUGGCUUUGAUCAUUGAGACACACAACAGAAGUGGAAAUCUGUCUCUUGUAAUAAAUUCCAGUUUGCAUCAAUUGAUACUUAAAAGAUUAACUUUGAGGUGUUUCUCUCUGUGCUGAACCAUUGCUCUGUUAAUGGGCUGUCCUAAACAGUUACCACUAUUUGCAAUUUCUCUUCUACCUGUAAUCCAGUUACCUGCAUAUUUUCCCUCUGAACUCAGUAGCUGUAUGUGAACAUUUAUCAUUGGAAUCUUAACGCCAUUACUUUCUGCAGAGUUUCGCGAGGCACAGUUGAGCUGAUUCAAUUAUGUUUGAACAAUAUUGACUGGGUUUACUUGCCUGAGAUAAAUUAAUAUCUUUGUCUCACCUAGUAGGCAGAUAGCUGAAACCUUAGUUUCUCUGAAGUUACCUGACUGAUGCCUUGGGAAUCAUAAAUGGAACCCUAACUUUUUUGACCACUGAAGUUGAUUUUAUUUUGUAUAUAAUCUGUCAAACAUUUUAAAAAAUGUUCCAUAAGUUUCAUCUUUGACACCUUGAAUUGUUCCCAUGAAUAGUCUGACGAGAAGUGAUACUGUCUAAUUUUUUUAAAAGGAGCAAAAAAAAAAUUACCGCUUAUGGGUUAUCGAGAAAUACGUUCAAAUGCAAGCUUUUGACAAUAACCUCCCAUCAUUGGCAGUUUAAAAUGGCAAAAAAGCUUUUAUUGUUCACCAAGUGGAUAUUAUGUGAGUUUUUAAUUUAAGCCUUCUGCUAUCUUAUGGUUAGCUUUCUGAAGGGACUUGAAGUCACUAAUCAAAUCUGUCAUUUACAAACUUUCUAACAACUGAAAACUGUUCAGAAUGUAUACAGGAUGCACUUUACCUUUCAAGGAUAUAAGCUAACAAUGAGAUCCUGAAAACCCCUUUAGUCUAUUUAUCCUUUGUAAGUCCACGUUUAGCAUCCAAGCUCAUUAUUUUCAUCCCCUUCCUUUUCUUAGUGCCAAGCUUUUACUCCUCUAUGAUUUGGAAUCUGCUCAUGCUUGAGCCAAACUUGAUAAUCUGUACCAUAACUUACCUGUUGAAGUGACCCACUCUGAAACCACCUGGCUUAAGAAUGAACUAGUUUGAAAUCCAUUCAAUUGUUACCUUCUAAUUGUUUCAGUUUUCAAGCAAUUUAGCCCAGGAAUGUGGUUUGCUUGGGGGCUAGUCAGCAAAAUUUGUGACCAAAGAGUGUGUGCAGCCCAGAGUGUUGGAAUAAAAUGAAGAGUAGGGUGGGGGGAAAGGUAGUUGAGGAGGAGGAGAAGAGAGUAGUUAUUAGUAGUCGGGCUCAGUGCUUAAUUUAAUGGGACAUUAAACCCCUCUGUUCUGCAAUUUUGCUGUUUAUGCCAUAAUGUAGAAGGGAUUGGAAAGGGUCAGCACUAAGUUGAUUUUUCUUUUGUUAUUUUCCUGCUGGGUUUAUUUUGUGCCUGCUGAUGAUUUGGAGUAGUGGGCGGAGUGGUGUGGUGAGGCUGGAUGUUGAAAUGGUAGGUUGUUCAUUCUCAACUCAACAGGUGAACAGUAACUAACGAUGGUUGCUGGUUACAGCCUUCCCUACCCAACCUUUCCCAAAAUGCCAUUGCUGACUAAGAUAGAUCCAGGAACACUAGAAUUGAAUAACGCAAAGCCCAGUACAAUACAGCUCAGUGCUGUUCGUUUUAAAGGCUUUGCAAACUUCUCUGUAUAUCAGUACAAAACCAGAAGCUUGUCUCUGAAAGACAAUUGGAAAUGCAGCAUAUAUUCAGUACUGGUGCUGUUUACCCCCUUUUUUCUAGCCUGCAACCCCCACCCCACUGUCCAAUAGUCUGAUGGUACAGACCUUAUUAGUCCACAUUUGCUGAGGCACAAGGGCACAUUGCUGUGCUUGCUGCUUGUCUCAUUCCCCUCCUUCAACUCUACAGAGUUAUUUUUUUCCAAGAAAAGCUAACCUGCUGGAGAGCAACACAGCCCAAGACUUGAAUGGGGUGCAUUCGGUCUAUUGCUCAGACCCCUCUGCUGAUCAGUUGUUUCAUUUAUAUUGUUCUCAUUCUGAUGUUGGAUUGAUUCACUGGACCAGUAUGCAACCACAAUUCACAUUUUUACACCAGUGAUCUUUGCAGUUGACCUCUUAACUACAGCCUAUGAUUCAGUUUGCCCUUUUAAUACUUUCUUGAGUCAGAAAGAAUUAUAAACCCCAGUCUUGCAUCAGGUACCUUUGACAUUAGAGCUGAUUUGCUGAAUGUUCCUGGGAUUCACAAUGUUUCAGUGUUAACUACAAUAAAGGCUUUUUACAAAGCUUUA
This is a messenger RNA of Carcharodon carcharias (great white shark), 5133 nucleotides long. RefSeq names its product RAD23 homolog A, nucleotide excision repair protein b (gene rad23ab). Gene Ontology annotation, biological process: nucleotide-excision repair; proteasome-mediated ubiquitin-dependent protein catabolic process. Gene Ontology annotation, molecular function: damaged DNA binding; ubiquitin binding; proteasome binding. The coding region runs from base 91 to 1326 and encodes 411 amino acids. Lineage: Eukaryota; Metazoa; Chordata; Chondrichthyes; Lamniformes; Lamnidae. The transcript has 10 exons. The record is from RefSeq and is a predicted model, not a curated record. Gene Ontology annotation, cellular component: nucleoplasm; cytosol.